CCCCACACUCCAUUCUCCUUCUCUUCAAUAAACACAAAAACCACAGCAAAUCGCGUCUAAGAAUGGCAGCCUCGGCUAUGGUAAUGGACCCAAAACCUUCGUUGGAACCACCGCCGUCGUUCCCCUGCACCAGAUCAGACCUCCACGGUGGCUGGACGGAGCAGAGCGCCGACGAGGACGACCUCUACAGCCGCCUGAAGUCGCUGCAGCGGCAGCUGGAGUUCAUCGACAUCCAGGAGGAGUACGUGAAGGACGAGCUGAAGAAUCUGAAGCGCGAGCACCUCCGCGCCCAGGAGGAGGUCAAGCGGAUCCAGUCGGUGCCGCUAGUUAUCGGCCAGUUCAUGGAGAUGGUCGACCAGAACAACGGCAUCGUCGGCUCCACCACCGGCUCCAAUUACUACGUGCGGAUCCUCAGCACCAUCAAUCGGGAGCUUCUCAAGCCCUCCGCAUCGGUCGCCCUGCACCGCCACUCCAAUGCCCUCGUCGAUGUUUUGCCCCCCGAAGCCGACUCCAGCAUCUCGCUGCUCAGCCAGUCUGAGAAGCCUGAUGUCACUUAUAAUGAUAUUGGAGGAUGCGACAUUCAAAAGCAGGAAAUUCGUGAGGCAGUGGAACUACCCCUGACCCACCAUGAGCUAUACAAACAAAUUGGCAUAGAUCCUCCUCGUGGUGUUUUGCUUUAUGGUCCCCCUGGAACUGGCAAAACUAUGCUUGCCAAGGCUGUUGCUAAUCAUACAACUGCAGCCUUUAUUAGAGUUGUUGGUUCUGAAUUCGUUCAGAAGUACUUGGGUGAGGGCCCGCGGAUGGUACGUGAUGUUUUUCGCCUUGCCAAAGAGAAUGCCCCUGCAAUUAUCUUCAUUGAUGAGGUUGAUGCAAUUGCUACUGCUAGAUUUGAUGCUCAAACUGGUGCUGAUAGAGAAGUUCAGCGGAUUCUCAUGGAACUCUUGAAUCAGAUGGAUGGGUUUGAUCAGACAGUGAAUGUUAAGGUCAUCAUGGCAACUAAUAGAGCAGAUACUUUGGACCCUGCACUUCUUCGUCCUGGAAGACUUGACCGAAAAAUUGAAUUCCCUUUGCCUGAUAGACGACAAAAGAGGCUUGUCUUUCAGGUUUGCACUGCUAAAAUGAACCUCGGUGAUGAAGUGGACCUGGAGGAUUAUGUUUCUCGUCCAGACAAAAUUAGUGCUGCUGAGAUCGCAGCUAUCUGUCAAGAGGCAGGAAUGCAUGCAGUUCGCAAAAACAGAUAUGUUAUACUGCCGAAGGACUUUGAGAAGGGUUACAGAACCAAUGUGAAGAAGCCCGAUACUGACUUUGAAUUUUACAAAUGAUGAGAAAUGGAAAGCCCGUUCGAAAGUUGUGUUCUCUUUUGAGGAUGUGUCACAUCUCAAAGGAAUUCUCUGAUUAUCAUAUCAUAUGUGCCACAACCAGUUAUAUGUUUUCUUAUGACCUCAGUUGAACAAUUAGAGCCUUGUAUUGCAAAAACAUUUGUACUUGGCAGUGAUGUCCUACAAGGCGUGGAAGAGCAGACUAUGAUGAGCACCUUGUAGGAUUUCACAAAAUUACAGUGGUUGAUGUAUGAUUUUAAGUGAUUUCAUUUUAAAACCCA
Corylus avellana is the source of this 1600-nucleotide messenger RNA. RefSeq names its product regulatory particle triple-A ATPase 3 (gene RPT3). Lineage: Eukaryota; Viridiplantae; Streptophyta; Magnoliopsida; Fagales; Betulaceae. The record is from RefSeq and is a predicted model, not a curated record. Gene Ontology annotation, molecular function: ATP hydrolysis activity; ATP binding.